Molecule: messenger RNA, 1142 nt
Organism: Blepharisma stoltei
Lineage: Eukaryota; Ciliophora; Heterotrichea; Heterotrichida; Blepharismidae
Source: the annotation of a GenBank genome assembly
AUGAAAAGUACAAAUAAAUUCACCCCACUAACUCCUCUAAAAAUCGAAAAAAAUAGCCACUUUUAUGUAUCUCCUAAACGAAGGAUUAUUGAAAAAAGCUUUUUAGAGAAGGCAAAACAAGAAAGUGAGCCAAAAAUUAAAAGACCUGAAUUGCCUGCUUUCAGGAUAUCAAAAUCCCCAAACGGAAUAUUUAAAAGCAAGAUUUCAGUGAGUUAUAUGAGGAUUAAGCAAAAUUACGAAAACUUGAACCAAAACCAGGAUAAAUCUGAAAAAUCAGCAAAAAUCCUCCCUCCUUUGAUUCCAACUACAGACAGAAGAGAAAUCGAUACAUCAUUUAUUACAAAUCGUAGCAAUUUAGACUCAUUUAGAAAUUUACCUCUUACAUAUAGUGAAGUCCCCACUCCAGGAUCAAGGUCGCCAUCUCCUGAGUUCCGAUAUAAAUUACGAUCCCCAAUGCUAGUUCAUGAAAUUGGUGCAGAAUCUUUAAAAGACUUUUUCGCUAAAAAUAAAAAUAAGGUAAAAAAAUUUAUUGACGAAAGCCAACAAACUGAUUCAGCUGAUUUUGAAAAUAUUCCACAAAUAAGCCUUGAAACGAAAUUUAAACCUAUUAAGCACUUGCAAGUAGUUAUUCCUCAACAACAGUCAGAUGUUAUUCCUUCAGUAAAAAAGCUAACUCCCCCCCCCCCCCUCCGUGAGCGAACAAAACCAUUAGAAAAAUCGCCAUUUUUUGACCAAAAACCCACCCUCCGUGAGUGAACAAAAAUAUUUUUAAUAGAAAAAAUUUUAAUAGAAAAAAAUUUUGCUAUAUAAGUGAUAAUUAGUAUAAUGAAAUCUAGAGCUAAUUCUGUUUAAUUUUAAACAAAUUGCGUUUUAAAACAUAAAUUUUGCAAAUUAAAUUAGUAUUUGCUUCCCAAUUUUUGCAAAUUAGGAUUUUUUUUAAAUUUCGAAAAAAAUAUUGUUUAUAAAAUUUUAUAUAUAAAUUGUUUUUUUUAAAAAAAAAAAAUUAACCCCCCUCCGUGAGUGAACAAAAUUUUUUUUGUUCGCUCACGGGGGGGGGGGGGGGGGGAGUAAGGAUUUACAGAAGAAACGACCCUGGAGACCAAUCAGACCGUUAUAAAAUUCUUCACGAUUAUUUAGUAUAA